This is a messenger RNA of Rhipicephalus sanguineus (brown dog tick), 703 nucleotides long. RefSeq lists its product as uncharacterized. NCBI's taxonomy places the organism in Eukaryota, Metazoa, Arthropoda, Arachnida, Ixodida, Ixodidae. The record is from RefSeq and is a predicted model, not a curated record. Bases 14 to 484 code for a protein of 156 amino acids. The transcript has 2 exons.
GCUGCAGGGCCCCAUGGCCGUGCACGAGCCCCAUCCGGGCCGCCAGUGCCGGUCGGUGUCGUUCGACGACGGCAAGCGGGCCAUCAUCGCCACCGACCUGGACCCGGAGGUGGACCCGAUCAAGCUCAAGACCGUCGUGGGUCGCCCACCGACGCCUCGGCCCUCGCGCACCGACGUCGCCGUGACGCCACCCGACGAGCACGGGGAGAGCUCGCGGCCUCCCAGUGCCGCCUCGCAGACAAGCCUGUCGUCGUAUGAGCCGCCAUCGGCGCACAAGGACGGGCCGGCCCUGAACCCGGAACUUCUGAUGAUGCGCCUGACGCUGGAGUGCGCCGGCGAGGCGGCCAAGGAGAUGGCGGCCGACGAGUCGGCCCUGCGGCGCGAAGGCGGCGAAGGCAUGGCCGAGGACGCCCGGGCCGCCGCCAAGCUGAUGGCCGCCGACGACCUGACCAGCGAGGGGGGCGGCAGCUGCCUCACCGAGUAGCACCGUUGUUGACGACGUGAAGAGAGGUCGUCACCGAAGCAGGCCUCCUUCGCACGUCUUCGGGGGAUGACGUCACGAGUGUCUCGCGGCUGGUCGAGAGCUACGGGUCACGUCGUCCGUAUCCAACCUUGACCACCUUUUGCCAAAAUACAAUUCUUCUUCUUUACGCUGACACCCGCGUCGUUGUUGAAGGUGUCCGCCAUGGUGGACGCCAAGGUG